CCUGCAGGGUGGACCCGGCGAUCGGGUCUCCGCGGUGCCAUUUCGGGCGCGGGCGGGAAGCGGACGCUCCGCACCUGCCCCGACCUCGGGCCCCGCGGACCCGGCGCGGGCACCUGUGGCUGCGUCCUAUGGCGCACGUCGAGGCGGAGGCUCUGGGGAGCCGCCGGGGCCGCCUGUAAGCCGGGGACCGGAGAAGGCACCGGCGCGCACGAUGCCGCUCCCUGCGGAGUCGAGGGCAGCGGGGCGCGAGGUGGCCCUGGCGCUGGUGCUGCUGCUGCUCCCAGCCGCGCCCGCGGGCGCCAGCGUCCCGCCGCGGCCCCUGCUCCCGCUGCAGCCCGGCAUGCCCCAUGUGUGUGCUGAGCAGGAGCUGACCCUGGUGGGGCACCGCCAGCCAUGCCUGCAGGCCUUCAGCCGCAUGGUGCCUGUGUGGAAGCCAGGCUGCGGGUGGCAGGCGUGGUGUGUCGGCCACGAGCGGAGAACCGUCUACUACCUGGGCUACAGGCAGGUGUAUACCACAGAGGCCCGGACUGUGCUCAGAUGCUGCCGAGGGUGGACGCAGCUGCCCGGUGAGGAGGGCUGCCUCUCGGAUGUGGACGAGUGCAGAACCCACAACGGUGGCUGCCAGCACCGGUGCGUGAACACCCCAGGCUCCUACCUCUGUGAGUGCAAGCCCGGCUUCCGUCUCCACACUGACGGCAGGACCUGCCUGGCCAUCAGCUCCUGCGCCCUGGGCAAUGGCGGCUGCCAGCACCACUGUGUCCAGCUCACCAUCACUCGGCACCGCUGCCAGUGCCGGCCCGGCUUCCAGCUCCAGGAGGAUGGCAGGCGCUGUGUCCGGAGAAGCCCGUGUGCCGAAGGGAAUGGCGGCUGCAUGCACAGGUGCCGGGUGCUCCGGGGCCUUGCCCACUGUGAAUGCCACGCAGGCUAUCAGCUGGCAGCGGAUGGCAAGGCCUGUGAAGAUGUGGAUGAAUGUGCUGCAGGGCUGGCCCGAUGUGCCCACGGCUGCCUCAACACCCAGGGGUCCUUCAAGUGUGUGUGCCGCGCGGGCUACGAGCUGGGUGCCGAUGGCCGGCAGUGCUACCGGAUCGAGAUGGAGAUCGUGAACAGCUGUGAGGCCAACAAUGGCGGCUGCUCCCAUGGCUGCAGCCACACCAGUGCCGGGCCCCUGUGCACCUGUCCCCGCGGCUACGAGCUGGACGCAGAUCAGAGGACCUGCAUCGAUGUCGACGACUGUGCAGACGACCCAUGCUGCCAGCAGGUGUGCUCCAACAGCCCCGGCGGGUACGAGUGUGGCUGCUACGCCGGCUACCGGCUCGGUGCCGAUGGCUGCGGCUGCGAGGAUGUGGAUGAGUGCGCCUCCGGCCGUGGCGGCUGUGAGCACCACUGCACCAACCUGGCCGGCUCCUUCCAGUGCUCCUGCGAGGCCGGCCACCGGCUGCGUGAGGACCGCAGGGGCUGCAGCCCACUGGAGGAGCCAGUGGUGGACCUGGACGGUGAGCUGCCCUUUGUGCGGCCCCUGCCCCACAUCGCCGUGCUUCACGAUGAGCGGCCUCGCCUCUUCCAGGACGACUACAUCGGGGCUGACGAGGAGGAGGCGGAGCUGCGGGGCGAACACUCACUCACAGAGAAGUUUGUCUGCCUGGAUGACUCCUUUGGCCACGACUGCAGCUUGACCUGUGAUGACUGCAGGAACGGAGGGACCUGCCUCCCAGGCCUGGACGGCUGUGACUGCCCCAAGGGCUGGACUGGGCUCAUCUGCAAUGAGACUUGUCCUCCGGACACCUUCGGGAAGAACUGCAGCUUCUCCUGCAGCUGUCAGAAUGGUGGGACCUGCGACCCUGUCACGGGGGCCUGCCGCUGUCCCCCGGGUGUCAGUGGGACCAACUGUGAGGACGGCUGCCCCAAGGGCUUCUAUGGCAAGCACUGUCGCAAGAAGUGCAACUGUGCCAACCGGGGCCGGUGCCACCGCCUCUACGGGGCCUGCCUCUGCGAUCCGGGACUCUAUGGCCGCUUCUGCCACCUUGCCUGCCCACCGUGGGCUUUUGGGCCGGGCUGCUCGGAGGAGUGCCAGUGCGUGCAGCCCCACACUCGGUCCUGUGACAAGAGGGACGGCAGCUGCUCCUGCAAGGCCGGCUUCUGGGGCGAGCGCUGUCAGGCAGAAUGCGAGCCAGGCUACUUUGGGCCAGGGUGCCGGCAGGUGUGCACUUGCCCAUUAGGCGUGGCCUGCGACCCCGCGAGUGGCGUGUGUGGGAAGCAGUGUCCCGCUGGCUUCCAGGGUGAGGACUGUGGCCAAGAGUGCCCGGUGGGGACGUUCGGAGUGAACUGCUCGGGCUCCUGCUCCUGUGGGGGGGCCCUCUGCCACGGGGUCACGGGGCAGUGCCAGUGCCCGCCGGGGAGGACCGGGGAAGACUGUGGGGCAGAUUGUCCCGAGGGCCGCUGGGGGCUGGGCUGCCAGGAGAUCUGCCCGGCGUGCCAGCACGGUGCCCGCUGUGACCCUGAGACUGGAGCCUGUCUGUGCCUCCCUGGCUUCGUCGGCAGCCGCUGCCAGGAUGUGUGCCCAGCAGGCUGGUUUGGUCCCAGCUGCCAGACAAGGUGCUCUUGUGCCAAUGAUGGGCACUGCCACCCUGCCACUGGACGCUGCAGCUGUGCCCCUGGGUGGACUGGCUUCAGCUGCCAGAGAGCCUGUGAUAGCGGGCACUGGGGACCUGACUGCAGCCGUCCCUGCAACUGCAGCACUGGCCACGGGAGCUGUGAUGCCGUCACUGGCCUGUGUGUGUGUGAGGCUGGCUAUGAGGGCCCGCGGUGCGAGCAGCGGUGUCCCCAGGGCCGCUUUGGGCCUGGCUGUGAGCGGCAGUGCCAGUGUCAGCAUGGAGCAGCCUGUGACCACAUCAGCGGGGCCUGUAGCUGCCCUGCCGGGUGGAGGGGCACCUUCUGUGAGCGUGCCUGCCCGGCUGGCUUCUUUGGCUUAGACUGCCGCAGCGCCUGCAACUGCACCGCCGGGGCCGCCUGUGACGCCGUGAACGGCUCCUGCCUCUGCCCCACUGGCCGCCGGGGCCCCCACUGUGCUGAGACCUGCCCUGCCGGCCUGUAUGGUGACAGCUGUCAACAUUCCUGCCUCUGCCAGAAUGGAGGGACCUGUGACCCUGUCUCAGGCCACUGUGCAUGCUCGGAGGGCUGGGCCGGCCUGGCCUGUGAGAAGGCCUGCGCCGAGGGCACAUUCGGGCCUGGCUGUGAGAGGCGCUGUGCCUGCCGGCGGGGAGCCCCCUGCCACCAUGUCACCGGGGCCUGCCUCUGCCCCCCGGGGUGGGGGGGCUCCAGGUGUGAGAAUGCCUGUCUGCGGGGCUGGUUUGGAGAGGCCUGUGCCCAACGCUGCAGCUGCCCACCCGGCGCUGCCUGCCACCACGUCACCGGGGCCUGCCACUGCCCCCCCGGCUUCACUGGCUCCAGCUGCGAGCAGACCUGCCCGCCUGGCCGCUUUGGGGAGGACUGUUUGCAGAUGUGCCAGUGUCUCAGUGAGAACCAGGCCUGCCACCCUGCCACUGGGCUCUGUGAGUGUGCUGCUGGCUACCACGGCCCUGACUGCCGGCAACGUUGCUCGCCCGGGCGGUAUGGGCCAGGCUGUGAACAGCUGUGUGGGUGUCUCAACGGGGGCUCCUGCGAUGCAGCCACGGGGGCCUGCCGCUGUCCCGCCGGGUUCCUCGGUCCCGACUGCAGCCUCACCUGUCCGAAGGGCCGAUCCGGCCCCAACUGCACCCAUGUGUGUGAGUGUGGGCAGGAGGGGGCCUGUGACCCUGUGACCGGCACCUGCCUCUGUCCCCCGGGAAGAGCCGGCGUCCGCUGUGAGCGAGGCUGCCCCCAGAACCGGUUUGGUGUGGGCUGUGAGCACAUCUGCUCCUGCAGAAACGGGGGCCUGUGCCAUGCCGCCAACGGCAGCUGCUCCUGUGGCCUGGGCUGGAUGGGGCCACAGUGUGAGCUGGCUUGUCCCCCUGGGCGCUACGGAGCCGCCUGCCAUCUGGAGUGUUCCUGCCACAACAAUGGCACGUGUGAGCCAGCCACGGGUGCCUGCCGCUGCGGCCCCGGCUUCUACGGCCAGGCCUGCGAGCACUCCUGUCCCCCUGGCUUCCACGGGGCUGGCUGCCAGGGGGUGUGCCAGUGUCAACACGGAGCCCCCUGCGACUCCAUCAAUGGCCGGUGCCUCUGCCCUGCCGGCUUCUAUGGCCACUUCUGUGAGAAGGGGUGUGAGCCAGGCUCAUUUGGAGAAGGCUGCCACCAGCGGUGUGACUGCGAUGGGGGGGCACCCUGUGACCCUGUCACCGGCCUCUGCCUUUGUCCACCUGGGCGCUCAGGACCCACCUGUAACCUGGAUUGCAGAAGGGGCCACUUCGGGCCCAGCUGCGUCCUGCACUGUAACUGCGGGGGUGGGGCCGACUGCGACCCCGUCAGUGGACAGUGUCACUGUGUGGAUGGCUACAUGGGGCCCACAUGCCAGGAAGGUGGGCCCCUCCAGCUCCCCGAGAGCCUGUCCCUAGCCCAGGGCCCAGCGGCCACACUGCCCGCCUCCAGCAGACCCUCAUCCCGGAGCGGUGGACCGGCGAGGCACUAGCAGAGGCAGCCCUGUGGAGCCCACGUCUCGAGUCCCAGCCAGAGGGGACCCAGGCCUUUGGUGACCACUGAGAAGGACACUGCAUGGGCCCAGAGCUCCUGGAACCGCCGUUCCUUUGCGGGCCGUGGAGAGCUGUGGACAGCCGAGCAACCCGCCGCUCUCGGAGGCUGGCAUGGCCCUGAGGAGUGAAACCUCACGUGGUCGCCGGACGAGAGGCUCCUCCCUGCUGACUCUGCAACCCAGGGGCACGCUCCUGGCCUGGGCUGAGGAAGCCCUGCUCUCUCUGAGGCUUUGAAUUGGAUCAGGGACAGGUGUGGGCGCCAGUGUGGGCACAGGGCUACUGUCCUCAGACAGACUUUUUGGUGCUAGGCCCUGGGACUGGAAGCCCGCCCGUAUUUAUGUGAAGGUAUUUAUGGGCUGCUGCACAGCCCUCAAAGCCCGGGGUCAGCUGGCAGCUGCCCGCCGUCUCCCGCCGAUCCCCAGAACCCCCGAUUCCGGUCUCGCCAGGCUGCCGGCGUGGGUACCCUGUUAUCACAUACAAUGAGUUCUAAAUUUCUUUUCAAAGAAUCACGAUGUCAGCAUGUUCAGCUCUCUGAUUCUUUAAUUUU
Cebus imitator (Panamanian white-faced capuchin) is the source of this 5211-nucleotide messenger RNA. It is a transcript of the gene MEGF6, whose product is annotated as multiple EGF like domains 6. Gene Ontology annotation, molecular function: scavenger receptor activity; calcium ion binding; protein binding. Bases 212 to 4603 code for a protein of 1463 amino acids. The transcript has 35 exons. Lineage: Eukaryota; Metazoa; Chordata; Mammalia; Primates; Cebidae. The record is from RefSeq and is a predicted model, not a curated record.